Messenger RNA from Pollicipes pollicipes, 905 nucleotides. RefSeq lists its product as uncharacterized. The transcript is spliced from 4 exons. The coding region runs from base 255 to 905 and encodes 216 amino acids. The record is from RefSeq and is a predicted model, not a curated record. NCBI's taxonomy places the organism in Eukaryota, Metazoa, Arthropoda, Thecostraca, Pollicipedomorpha, Pollicipedidae.
CCUGGAGCGGGCCCCGCGACGCGACCGCGGCCGACGGCAGGGUCAAGGCCCACUGCGGCGGACGCUCGGAACAGUCGCCGGUAUCGAUUCAACAGCGCGCGGCCGGCGGAGAACAGACCGCGUGGCCAGGCGGCCGGGAGUUCCGACUCCGACUGCUGGGGGCGGCAGGGCGGACUCGCCGGGCCGCUGAAUGGUGACCGACUUCAGCAGGCAGCAAUCUCCUGGUGGCUCACACGAGUGAGCCGACUCGGGAGAUGGAGGGGCGCGGCAGCCAGCGGUCGGUCUCCUCGCCCGGCGGCCGGGCAGGGCCACGCUCCCGGGGCGCCGACUGGAGGACGCGCCAGUACGACAGCUCCUCAGACAACGACGAUAUCGCACCGGACGUGGCCGUUCAGCCUGCCUCCAUCGUGCUGCAGCCGGCCAAGUCCGGCGACCUGAGCUGUCGCGAGCUAGGUGGAUAUCCGGGCCGCGGCGGCGCGCCGUACGGCGGCGAGAUGGCCGCCGUCCGGCCCGACCACCUGCACUACGCUUCCAAGCCCGUCUCGUCGGGCAUCUACCAGUCGCUGACGCGGCGCGGGCGCCGCGGGCCCGGCCACAAGCACGGCUCGCUCAGCUCGUCCGACAACAACUCCGACACGACUACGUACGCCGAGGGCGAGAUGCGCUCCAAGAUGGAGGCGCUGCAGAGCGGUCUGCACACGCCGCCGGAGCCAGCGCCGCCAGAGGUACCCUCGCGCGGCCCCUCCUCGCACCAGGCGGUCCGCUCUCUGCAGCGACUGCAGUCCGGCUACGCGCCGGACACGGACGGCGCCUUGCCCAGCCCCUCAGGUGAGCACCUGCAGCAGCUGCAGCCGCUUCUGCCGCGUCGGCUGCUGCAAACGCUCCGGAGCCGCUUCGUCACGUGA